Nomia melanderi (Alkali bee) is the source of this 2251-nucleotide messenger RNA. The record is from RefSeq and is a predicted model, not a curated record. Lineage: Eukaryota; Metazoa; Arthropoda; Insecta; Hymenoptera; Halictidae.
UGAGUGCUAUUCAAAGAUGUCGUUGUUAGUAACUUGCGGAGAAUUUUCAGUUUGGACUUCUUUCGUGACACGUGUUAACAAGAAAAUUGCACGAAAGGGAUAUAUCAAUAGAAAACCGUGAAAUGUUAACAUAUAUUUUUGUAAAUAUUAGUGGUUUAUGAUCAUAAUUAUAAGAAAAGAAGAAACUAUUUAUAUUACCAAUUCCGGUAACCACAUAACCUAAUUAUAAUUUUAGCAAUCGAAGUAAAGAAUGCUUUCAACUAAGCAUAAUGUUAAAUCGACUUUACUUUGCGGGUCUGCGGAAUUAAACAAAUCUUUUAUGUUCGAGGUUUUCCUUCACAGGCAGCAAUUUACUGGGCCGAAGAAGGACACCGCGUCGUUUACAUUACACCAACCCCGUUGGAUAGCCUGCCGGCUGCCUGUCACGACAGAAGUAAUCCAGUACCCGCGGCUUUCAAGCUGAUGAGAUUUAUGUACUUAGAAACUUACGAGAUGCUAGUAGAAAAACUGACCAAAUUGCACACAUUCGCCACCUUGCCUACCGUACUCCUAAUCGACGACUUCGACAACUAUACUAAGGAUUACAAAAAAACCGAGGCAAUACGAGAUAUACACAUAGCCAAGAUGUCUGCAUUGAUCUUCGACACAAUGAAUACUUGUUCACGAAUUUUAGGGAAGACUGUAUACAUAUGUGGUUGGACAUUUUCAAUGACGAAUGACGUUACUACUUAUUCGAUCUACUUCCAAAAUAUAUGGAAUAUGACAAACGAGGAAGACACUAGAAUGAUAUUGUUGGAAAAAUAUGGAUGCCAAAACUUUUCUGAAAAAUGUCCAUCUUAUAGGUACAGGAAACUUCAAGAUGGAACACGGGAAAUCGGGCUAUCUCACCGGAAAUUACCCUGGUAUAACCGUGCGAAACGAGAAGCUACCAACAAACGACCAACACCGAAAAGGAUAAGUGCACCGGGCGGCAAGGAUCUGGCGUCCUAUUGUCUGGUUCUUCGGUUCAAGCAGGUCGAGAGCCCAUUCUCGGGGUGGGGAUCCCCCUUAUAGACUGAACUGUCCUGUCCAGUCGUUCGAAUUGGUCCGAAACAAUCUGAAACUGUCAGGACUACUAGUCCCGUGGGCUUCUCCUGGUAAUAAAUGGAAACUCGUCGGGACCGUAAACAUCGGCGACGGCAAAAGAAGAAGAAAGAAAACGUAUUUUAACGAGACUCCUGGAGUCCAACCCACUACACAUUAGGGACACUAGCGGAUAAGGAAACUGAAUUACAGAACCCGUCAUCUGCAAUCCAAUAUGGAAAUGAAGAUGUUUGAAAAGUAAUUGAUACGACGAAUUAAUAUUAUUCUUUUGUAACAAAGACGAAUGGUGUGACAACGAAUUAUUAAUGGUUCGGUGUCAUAGUUCUCAAGUUGCACUGACAUUUAGUUUCGUGCGUUAGCAAAUAUUUUUAUAAUUGUUUCCAAGUAAUUGAGAAGCUCCAGUCAUCGGUGACCACCGUGGCGGGCAACAUGUUAAUAUUCGUUAGACAAAUCGCAUAUUCAUCACCUGGUUGCAAAUUUGAUAUCGAUCAGUCGAAAUUAUCGAGUAUCAAGUGAAAGACGAACAUGUGCAGGGAGACGAGAAUGAUGAUCAUUACAGGGUAGGAAAAUUGUAGGGUUAUGCUGAGAGGUUUGCAUGGCCACGAAUGGACCAGUCGACACCGUCGUCGGUCCAGGAUCACCGAAACAACGGUAAACCACCGUCUGAGUGUCCCGAUGAGCAGUAGGAAAGAGACAAAGGACGGUGGAUGCGAGAUGAGAAGAAAGGAGGAUAGAGAAUGAGAAAAAGAGAAGGGGGAUGAGCGCGGUGAGGCGACGGGAGAGGAAGGGAGGAUAAAAGGAGGGAAAAGGAGAGGAUAUCGCAUACCUGAGUGAACAGGUGUGCCAGAGUGGACGACGAAGUGAGUCGCUGUCCAGCCGACGGCGGCUUGACCAACGAGUAGCCUGUUAAGUCCCUUCUUGGACGGCGAACAGGCACGCAAUCAUUGGCUGAGCUCAGAAUUCGCAACCACUUCGCAGUGGAAUUCCCCUCAAGAAAGGAAUAUCACCGCCAAAACUAAAACUGUCCGCGAUGCCAAUUAGAUUUUGCAUACCGGCGACUCAAAAAAUUGGACUGUCCUUUGCUGUUCGAAUUUUUAACGUUACACCAAUUUUAUAAAAUGAGAUUUAACGAGAUUUCUUUUUAAAAUUAAGUAUUGUUUUAUUACUA